Molecule: messenger RNA, 5497 nt
Organism: Aspergillus neoniger CBS 115656
Lineage: Eukaryota; Fungi; Ascomycota; Eurotiomycetes; Eurotiales; Aspergillaceae
Product: DNA topoisomerase 2
Exons: 4
Coding region: 218-5347 (1709 amino acids)
Biological process (GO): sister chromatid segregation; resolution of meiotic recombination intermediates; DNA topological change
Cellular component (GO): nucleus
Molecular function (GO): DNA binding; DNA topoisomerase type II (double strand cut, ATP-hydrolyzing) activity; ATP binding
Source: RefSeq, a predicted model, not a curated record
AACAAACAACACACGGUCGACAAAAAGUAGCCUAUCUGGGGAAUUGGCUGCUCUCGUAACUUACUUGUCCCCUAUUUCUUCUACGGCCUCGCUGGUUGCAGGUUGUUCUUUCAUAUAUCUUUCUCUCGCUGAAAUUUUCGCCCUUCCCGUCACUCCUUAGCCUCCUUUUCUUAUUCGCCUCCCUUGACCUGCGCGUGCGAAGCGUUUCCCCCUCAUAAUGGACGAUUCGAUCAUGGACGACUCCGUCUUCGACGACGAAGGAAGCUCCGACUUCGUUCCCGAGCCCGCUCCGAAGCCCAAGGCCAAGGCAGCCCCCAAGAAGGCAGCUUCUAAGGCUGCGCCUAAGAAGCUCACCCAGACCACUUUCACUACGAAGACCACAUCCAAGGCAGCUUCGAAAAAACGUGCCAAGCCGGAUAGCGAUGACGACGACAACAUGGACGACGAUGACGAUCACAUGUCCGACGACUCUGUUCUGUCGCACACCCCUCCCAAGAAAGCGAAGAAGACUGCUGGCCCCUCCAAGAAGGGUGGCGCUAAGCCUCUCGCCGAUGUCGAAAAUGAAUCAUUUGGAAAAGAUGACUCUGUAGAGCCCGGAAAGUCCACCAAUGCAUCAGAGAAGUACCAGAAGCUUACACAACUCGAACACAUCAUUAAACGUCCGGAUACAUAUAUUGGUUCCGUCGAACGCACGACGCAGCAAAUGUGGGUAUACAGUUCAGAGUCGGAGGGAAUGGAGUACCGCGAGGUCUCCUAUGUGCCCGGUCUCUACAAGAUCUUCGAUGAGAUUGUCGUCAACGCAGCCGAUAAUAAGCAGAAUGACGAGAAUAUGAGCGAGAUCCGCGUGACGGUCGACCGUGAGUCGGGCGUGAUCAGUGUCUGGAACAAUGGCCGCGGUAUUCCCAUCGAAAUGCAUGCGAAGGAAAAGAUUUACGUCCCCGAACUGAUCUUUGGUCAUCUCCUCACCUCCUCCAACUACGACGACACGCAGCAGAAGGUGACCGGUGGUCGUAACGGUUUCGGUGCCAAGCUCUGUAACGUUUUCUCCACUGAGUUUUCCAUCGAAACUCAGGACUCGUCUCAGAAGAAGAAGUACAGGCAGACAUGGACGGACAACAUGACCAAGAUUGGCAAGGCAAAGAUCACUGAGGCCAAGGGUGAAGACUACACCAAGGUCACGUUCAAGCCGGACUACGCCAAAUUUAGCAUGGACGGCAUGGAUGACGACUUCGAGGCUCUCGUCAAGCGUCGUGUGUAUGACCUGGCAGGAACCGCAAAGGUGAAUGUCAAGUUGAACGGCUCUCGCAUCCCUAUCCGUGGCUUCAAGAAGUACAUGGAGAUGUACACCAAGGCUAUCCGUAAGGAACGUGGAGAUACUGGUCCCGCCCCGAAGGACGAGAUCAUCACCUGCAGCCCAGACCCUCGCUGGGAGGUCGGUUUCGCCGUUUCCGAUGGCGCUUUCCAGCAGGUAUCCUUCGUGAACUCCAUUGCAACCACCUCUGGAGGUACCCACGUCAACUACAUUGCCGACCAGAUCUGUAACAGAUUGGCCGAGCAAGUGAAAAAGAAGAACAAAAACGGAGCCACUUUGAAAACAGCCCAGAUCCGAAACCACAUCUUCAUCUUCGUCAAUGCACUGAUUGUUAACCCGGCAUUCACCUCCCAGACCAAGGAACAAUUGACGACCAAGGCUUCUCAAUUUGGUAGUAAAUGUGUGCUUGAUGAAGACUUCUACAAGAAGAUUCUCAAGACAGCGGUCAUGGAAAACAUCUUGCAUUUCGCCCAGCAGAAGGCCGAUCAGAUGCUCAAAAAGACGGACGGUGGCCGGCGCUCCCGCAUGAACAACCCCAAGUUGACGGAUGCCAACAAGGCUGGAACCAAGGACGGCCAUCACUGCACCCUGAUCCUGACAGAAGGUGACUCGGCCAAGGGUCUGGCCAUGGCUGGUCGAGCGGUUGUUGGUCCGGAUCUUUUUGGUGUUUUCCCGCUUCGAGGAAAAUUGCUCAACGUCCGUGAUGCUUCUUUCGACCAGAUCUCGAAGAACCAGGAAAUCCAGAAUAUCAAGAACUUCUUGGGUCUGCAGCACAAGAAGGAGUAUACUGACACCCGCGGCCUUCGGUACGGUCAUUUGAUGAUCAUGACUGAUCAGGAUCACGACGGUAGUCACAUCAAGGGCCUGCUCAUCAACUUCCUACAGGCCCAGUUUCCUAGUUUGCUGAAGAUUCCCGAAUUCUUGAUUGAAUUCAUCACUCCCAUUGUCAAGGUGUGGAAGGGUGAUCCCAAAAAUCCUACCAAGCAGCGUUCUUUCUUCACUAUGCCCGAGUACGAGGCAUGGGCGGAGGAGCACAAACAUGAGCGUGGCUGGGAUCACAAGUACUACAAGGGUUUGGGUACCAGUACUACUGAAGAUGCCCAGGUCUACUUCCGCGACUUGGACCGUCACUUGAAGGAGUUCCACACCAUGCAGGAUAACGAGGCGGAGUUGAUCGAGCUGGCUUUCUCGAAGAAGAAGGCUGAUGAGCGUAAGGAGUGGCUGCGGCAGUUCAAGCCCGGAACCUUCUUGGAUCAUUCCGUUGAGAAGAUUUCCUACACCGACUUUAUUAACAAGGAGCUUAUCCUGUUCAGUAUGGCGGACAAUGUUCGUUCGAUUCCCUCUGUUGUUGACGGUCUGAAGCCUGGUCAGCGUAAGGUUCUGUACACCUGUUUCCGUCGCAAUUUGAAAAAGGAUAUGAAGGUCGUCGAGUUGGCUGGUCACGUCUCGGGUAUGACCGCGUACCAGCACGGUGAUGUUUCCUUGCAGCAAACCAUUGUUGGCCUGGCGCAGACCUUUGUUGGAUCUAACAACAUCAACUGCCUGGAACCUAGCGGUAACUUUGGUAGUCGUCUUCAGGGUGGUUCCGACUGCGCUAGUGCACGUUAUAUUUACACGCGGCUGUCCCCGUUCGCGCGCCGCGUCUUCCAUGCGUCGGAUGAGCCUCUGCUGACCUACAACAUCGACGAUGGCAAGACUAUCGAGCCUGAGAUUUACAUGCCGGUGGUUCCCAUGAUUUUGAUCAACGGUGCGGACGGUAUUGGUACCGGUUGGAGUUCCUCUAUUCCCAACUACAACCCGGAGGACGUCGUGGACAACCUGAAGCGGCUGAUGGAUGGCGAAGAGAUCAAGCCUAUGCAGCCCUGGUUCCGUGGAUUCACCGGUGAAGUCACUUCUAUUGGCGGUGAUCGCUACAAGUUCAGCGGUAUCAUCAAGGAGACCGGAGAGAAGGAAGUGGAGAUCACCGAAUUGCCCAUCCGAACUUGGACUCAGGAUUUUAAGGAUAAGCUUGAAGAUAUCAUCAAGGCGGAAAAGACACCGUCGUUCAUCAAGGACUACAAGGAUUACAACACGCACACCAAGGUUCACUUUGUGAUCCAGAUGGAUGAGAAGCAUCUGAAGUCUGCCGUCGAAGAAGGCUUGGAAGACAAGUUCAAGCUGACCAAGACCAUCGCCACCACGAACUUGGUCGCUUUUGACCCCGAGGGUCGGAUCACCAAGUAUGCGACCGUGGACGACAUCCUGAAGGAGUUCUUCGCAGUCCGUCUGAAGUUCUACGAGCGCCGCAAGCAAUAUCAACUCAACGAAAUGCAAAAGGAGCUGGAGAAGCUCAGCAACCAGGCGCGCUUUGUGCAGAUGAUCAUCGACGGCGAGCUGGUCGUUUCGAAGAAGAAGAAGAGCGUGCUCGUCGUGGAGCUGAAGGAGAAGGGCUUCAAGCCAUUCCCCAAGGUGGCGGAUGCUGCCAAGGCAGGGGAAGCUGAGCCAGCUGCUGAAGAUGAGGAAGACUCCGAAGAUGUCGAUGAUACCAACAACCUCUCCAACGCGUAUGACUACCUGCUAGGUAUGGCGAUCUGGUCGUUGACCCAGGAGCGUGUGGAGCGCCUGCGUCGCCAGAUUGGUGAUAAGGAGAUGGAAAUCGACACCUUGAUCAAGCUUUCCAAGGAAGAUAUCUGGAAGCGGGAUCUGGAAGACUUCAUCAACGAAUGGCGCUUCCAGCUCGACGAUGAAGCUCGUCGCAUGCGUAAGGUGGCAAACAUGGGCCGUCGUACCUCCUCCAAGCUGAUGACAGCUGUGGGCCGUGGCGGUGCCCGCAAGCGUAAGGCUGCAAAGGAUGAUGACUCGGAUGAUGAAGACUUUGCCGCGCCAAAGAGCAAGCGCGGUCCCAAGAAGGCGGAGCCUAAGGGCACGCUCCACAGUUUCUUGAACAAGACUUCUCCUAAGCCCAAGCCUGCAGCGGAUGAUGAUGAUGACGAUGAUUUUGAGAUGGAGGUGAUGCCGAAGAAGAACCGCGGGGCCAGCAAGCCGGCAGCGCCAGCGAAGGAAGAAGAGAAAGAGACAGGCGACUCCGAUAUAGAAGUCCUGCCGAAGAAAAGUCGGGCUGCACCUAAGGCUGCCUCGAAAGUAAAGGCUGAAGAUACCGAUACCUCUGAGGUGAAAAAGGCACCAACCAAACGGGGCCGACCGGCGGCCAAAGCCAAGGCCAAGCCAGCAGAGGACGAGAUCGAGCUGGACGACGAUGAGUUCAUGGAAAUCACCAAAGCGCAAGCUGCCGAGACUACCAAGGCUGAUCCAGCGCCCAGCCGAGCGCGCAAACCGGCCAAGUACACCUUGGAUGACUCGGACAGCGAUAACGGGGACGACCUCCUGGGCGACGUGAGCAAGAUGGUCAAGGGGAUCGGCGGUACUACCGGCGGAUCGACAUCGGAUUCCCGUCAGCUGUUCUCGGAGCGCUCUGGGGCCGGCAGCACCUCGGGAUUGGCCAGCAGCUCCAAGGCCUCAAAGCAGUCUCCCGAUUUUGACGCCGACGAGACUGACUACAGCAAGCUAGUGCCACAGAGCUCUCCGCGCCGGUCGCUGCAGGUCAAGUCCAAGGAGACCAAGACGUUAGUUGACAGCGACGAGGAGGAGGAGGAGGAGCCAGUGAAGCCGGCCGCUACCAAGGCCAAGCCGGCGGCCCGAGGCAAGGCAGCGGCAGCAGCCAAACCGGCCGCGAAGCCACGAGGCCGACCCAAGAAGGAUGCCACCACCACUACGGCCGCAUCUGCUAAGCAGACGGCGCUGUCGCCAGCAGCCAAGGCUUACGCUUCCAAGCAAGCCAAGACGACCACCAAGAAGAAGCAGCUGGCGGAUGACUUGUCGGACGACGACAUUGAUGCAAUGGCUAAUGAUAUCUUGGAUUCUCCCGCGGCGCCUACUACCCGGCCAUCGCGGCGCACGGCAACGGCCAAGAAGAAGACGUACGUGAUUGAUGAUGACAGUGAUGACUUUGGAGCCGGAGGAGAUUCGGGGGAUGAUUUCGCAGAGGACAGCGAGUAGAAGAAGGAAGAUGUGGCGAGAAGAGUACAUACACUUGGACGUAAACUAAUUUCUAUCGAAUCGUUUUGUACCUACUACUACUACUACUACUACUACUACUACUACUACUACUACUACUACUACUACUAUUAUUCGUUUGCUACUGUUUCA